This is a messenger RNA of Cavenderia fasciculata, 1686 nucleotides long. RefSeq lists its product as uncharacterized. The transcript is spliced from 3 exons. NCBI's taxonomy places the organism in Eukaryota, Evosea, Eumycetozoa, Acytosteliales, Cavenderiaceae. The record is from RefSeq and is a predicted model, not a curated record. The coding region runs from base 1 to 1686 and encodes 561 amino acids. Gene Ontology annotation, molecular function: protein binding.
AUGUUUGAAUUGGCAUUGGAAUGUUAUGACAAGGGAUUAGAGAUUGACGCACAACAUGAAACUCUUUUACUCAACAAGUUGUCGGCAUUACUAUCACUCUAUCGAUACCAUGAAGCAUUUGCAUUGGGUGAACCACUGUUGGCAUCUGGUACGUUGGAAGAUAAUAAUAUUGCAAGAUUAUUGACAAGAUUGGCAAAAGGAUAUUAUGCAGUUGGAAUGUAUGAAAAGGCAUUGGAAUGUAAUAAUCGACUAUUAGAGACACAACCAAAAAGUGAACAUAAAGAGUUGAAAUUAAAUGUACGAGAUUGUUUGGCAAGAUUAGAGGAACGAGACAAUGGUAUAUUCAAAUUCAAAGAACUCAAAGAACAUCUAAAGGCAACUGAAGAGACUGAUAUUAGCGAGUAUAUUGGUCCAGUAAGAAUUAAAAAGACCAGAACCAAAACAGCACCAUUUAUCAAUACAGAUAGAAUUGGUUUGGAAUGUACUAGAGAUGUACAGGGCGGAACCAUUCUAUUUGUAAACAAGGCGGUCAAAUAUGUCAAAGGUCUAAGUAGUCAGAAAUUGAUUUUCGACCAACAAGAUUCAUUAAACAUGUUGAGAGAAUGUACAAAGGCCAUGCCGAGUCUAAAUCAACAUCAACAUCGUCAAUGUAGAGCAAUAUUGGCAUUUGCACCACAAAUUAUGCAAUUUGAAGAGGGUACGAAUAAUUUGGUAGAACGAGUUCAAGCCGAUCCAAAUUUACAACUAGAAGAUUUUAAAUUUAUCAACAAUCAAGAGACAGAGAAAAUGGAUAUCAAUUACAAUCAAAAUGAUAGAAAAUUUUUAAAUGUUGAAAUAUCACAACUUGCUCUUUUUGGUGGUAAUUUUAUUUCAAUUGUUGGUGCUUGGGGACUCUGGCCCAUGCUUACACUAGUCAAUCAUGCCUGCAUUCAAAAUGCAGGUUAUUUUAAUAUUGGUGAUUAUAUCUUUGUCGUGGCGGCACAAAGUCUCAAAGCAGGAGAAGAAAUUUUCAUUUCAAGAAAAUCAGUAUCAAAUCUCUCCUAUUCCGAAAGAAAAGAUCAUAUUGGUCUAUGUGAAUGUAAACUUUGUCGAUUGGAUAGUCAAGAAUCUGCAGCCAAUUGUCAUCUACGUAAAUUAAUAUGUGAAGAUUAUUUUCAAAAUAUUCGUCCAAAAUUAUAUCAUGAUAAUGCUACACCAGGAAUUUUUGGUCCUAAAUUAGAAUUGAUGAUGAAACAAUUAAAAAAUACAUAUAAUGAUCCAGAAAGACCAUAUCAAUUAGAAUUACAACAUCCAUUUACAGGACUUGCAGUAUCAUAUCAAGAAACAAGUUAUGAAAAGGCAUUGGUUGCUUACCUAAAGUUGAUUGAAAUGAAUGGAUUUACUGCAAAGCUGUGUAUGAAAAAGGAUAGGGUUUCAAAAGAUCGCAUUCAUCAUACUAUAGAGUGCGAGGGACCUUUAGUAUUUGCCCAUGCUGGUAUGUUUAUGACAUUGUUAAUGAUUGCUGGAGCACUAGACUAUCAAAUUCUUGUAAGACAAUGUCUUGCAUUAUCACGUAUGGCUGCUUUUAUCAAUCAAGGUUAUACAAACAAAGAACAUGCUCAAUUCUUUAAAUCAUUUGGUCAUACCUCUUUUUCAUUCGAUUCAAAUGAUACAAUUGAAUUAAUUGAUAUGAAAAAGACAAAAUAA